GCUGUGUGACAGUGCGGUUUGUACUAUAUCGGUACUGCAGAUGCGUUGAAUGUACGUGGGGACUCAAAUUGAGGAGUUUUGGUUGCAUAUGCUUUAGAUGAAAAAGAAUUAUGAUCAAGAUGAAGCCAUUGCUUGUUGUUGAUGUGUUUUUACUGACUGCAGUCGCGGAAAUGAUGAAGAAGGGCGACGACGCCGAAUGGGUACAUUUACCUGACAAAUGUGAAGUGUGCAAGUUUCUGAGUAUCGAAAUGAAAUCUGCAUUUGAAGAGACUGGAAAAACCAAGCAAGUCAUAGAGACGAAUUAUCGCUUUCUGGACUCGAAGGGUGCACCGCCAAUAAAAUACGUCAAAUCGGACAUCCGGUUCAUAGAGGUGAUGGAGACUGUCUGUCAACGACUCAUGGAGUACAAUCUGCACAAGGAGAGGGAAGGCAGCAACCGCUUUGCCAAGGGCAUGUCUGAGACCUUCUCCACACUGCAUAACUUGGUCCACAAGGGCGUGAAAGUAGUGAUGGAUAUCCCGUAUGAGUUGUGGAACGAGACAUCUGCAGAGGUGGCAGAUCUGAAGAAGCAGUGUGAUAUAAUGUUGGAGCAGUAUGAGGAAGUCAUUGAAGACUGGUACAAGGGUGAUCAAGUAGAAGACCUCACCACUUACCUGUGUGAGAAGCAUGUUCUUAAGGGGCAGGACAUAGACUGCCUGAAGGAGAAAUGGAGUGGGAAAAGGAGAGAGACAGCAGGCAUUACUGAUGAGAAGAAGGAGAAGAAAAAGAAUGGAGAGAGCAGUGGCCAGGAGAAGCUGAUGAAGAAGAAGGGGGGGAAGAAGAAGAAAAAGAAGAAGAAGAAGAGCAAGCUUUCAGAGCAGGAGAUGGGAGGAGAGAGCAAAGACGACGUGGAAGUCAUUCCAGAGGAGGGUCUCCAGGGCAGUGCACCCCUGCAUGGGGAGAAGACUGAGUUGUGAGUGGGCUGGGAGAAGACUGCAUGGCUCAUGGACUGAUUCACAGGCUUCCUAUCAGGCUUAUCCUCAUGCAGCAGGGACACUUAGCUUCAGCCUCUGCUAGCUGAAGUGCUGUGGGUUUUAAAGGACAUUUUAGCAACUGAUUGACACUUCAAAUGCCGGGUGAGACAGCUCGGUAUUUGGAUUGUUGACUAAAAUAAAAAGCUGACUUGAACUGAGGUCGAGCCAAGGAUGGCGUACCCUGUAGCUUUGAUGACCAGAACUGAAUACCCUUAAUUCUCCCCAGUUUCUGUUUGUUCUAUAUCAGCAACUGUGACCAGUGUUUAAUCACCCCAGUGUUCUCCAUUCUUUGCUUUUGCACUGUCUAAGCUCCAGAUGUCCAGUUUUGCUGUGUCUGUUGCCCAUACACAUAAUUAGCUUAUGGUUUUGACCUCCAAGGGGCAUGAGAGAUGUUUUCCUUUCUAAUAAAGGACUGGGUGUGCUAGUCUGGUCUAGCUCUACCCUCAUCAGAGACAUCUCACUGUCACCUGGAUCAGAACCACUGCUUCGGCCCAAAGCUGUAGCUCUGUAGUUCCCAGGUAGGGUACAAUGCGUGUCAUUCCAGCUACCCACAGAGGACCAGGACAACAGAUGGCUGCAGUGCAUAUACGUCAGGGCUUGAAUUAGAGACGGAAUCCACAUUGCUCCUGUAAGAGAAAACUGGCCAUAAUAGGUGUGGAACUUCGUACAUGUGUAGCUAAACUGGCAUUACCGUAACAACAGAAUGCCCUGACUUAACCAGUGCUAGCUAGUCCAAAUACAUGCAUUAGAAACCUCCUGCUGACAGUCUGUGUCUUUCAUUGAUAUCUGAUGAAGUUAGAGUAUACACCUGCUACACAGGCAUUUUUAUUCUUUUAAAGUGAAAGUAUUAUAAGCUGAACACACUCCCUAUCUCCAGAGAUCCUAUAAAAUUGUAUUGUUUUGUUUCAAGUUCUUUGUAUUUUGUCAACCUCUACGAUGCUCUGAGAGAUCUGGCUACCCACCUUUGCCCUUCUUCCCUUCAGAUAUUUCCCAGUAAUUUUACAUACACAAGGCAAAAAAGCCAUAGGUCUGAGUAAUGUAAUGAUGUCUGGAGGGCGGCAGCCAGGGAACUUUCCUUGGGCUCGCAUGGCCUUUUCAGCCCAGUUUUCCCAGAAUCCUUGGUGAUCCUUAUUGCCAGCUUGUGGUUCUGUCACAUAAAAAGUAUUUGUUGAAGUGUAAUCCAUGAGACGGUGUCAUUACUGUGUACUGUGCCACCAUCACUAGUGUGGAACUGCUGCACGCAUCCGUCUGUGAAAGUAACAGAUCGGCAAAAACAAAGUUUUGACCAUUGUCGUGCUUGGUAUCUUCACAAAGGGGAAUCCCUGUUCUACGUAUCUGAGAAAUCAACUUUACAAUGGAUAUGCUCAUUUCAAGUAAAAUGGGCAAGUUUAGCUUCCCAUUUAAUUUUUCUUACAUAUCCAUCCAUCCAUUUUCCGAAUCACUUAUCCUACUGGGUCAUGGGGGGUCUGGAGCCUAUCCUGGAAGCAAUGGGCACGAGGCAGUUCUUGCAUAUCUACGCCAAGAGAAUGUAAAAAUAAAUACAUUCAAAUGUGGAUUGGUUCUUUUGUCAUAGUUUUGCUAUCCAAACUACAUAAUUUAAGAUGGCAGAGUGUGGGGGUGCAGUCAGGAUACCAGUGAUGACAUGAAUUUUAUAACUGAAUCAGCUUGUUCAAUAAAUAGGAUUGUAUUUAAAA
Molecule: messenger RNA, 2707 nt
Organism: Brienomyrus brachyistius
Lineage: Eukaryota; Metazoa; Chordata; Actinopteri; Osteoglossiformes; Mormyridae
Product: protein canopy homolog 3-like
Exons: 6
Coding region: 111-956 (281 amino acids)
Cellular component (GO): endomembrane system
Molecular function (GO): signaling receptor binding
Source: RefSeq, a predicted model, not a curated record